AUGUUUUCCUUACGCGCGCAAUCUGUUUCAACGGUUUCUGCGCUCAGAAAUUGCAGAGCGAACUCUCGCGUGAACAGAACCGUCAAAGCGACGGCGACGAACACGGAGAAGAAACUCUCCCCGCUCGAAAAAGGGGGCACGAAAGCCGGCUCCGAGGCGUUCGGGAAAGAUGCCGCGGCGACCACCAAAGCUGGUUUGAUGGGGAAAUCCACCCAGAAAUGGGAGGACUCGAGAUGGGUGAAUGGGACGUGGGAUCUCGCGCAAUUCGCCAAGGCGGACGGGACCACGGAUUGGAACGCAGUCAUCGACGCCGAAAUUGUGCACAGAAAGAUGUUGGAGGAGAAUCCGGCGGUGUAUGACGAAGACGGUACGUUUGACCUCGGUCAAAUCCCGUGGCAAGUAUGGAUGAUGCGCUUUCACUUGCCCGAGGCGGAGAAGGCGAACGGCAGAGCCGCGAUGGUUGGGUAUUUGUUCGCGUAUUUGAUCGACGCAGCCACGCACACUGGUUUGGUUGAGUUACACGACUCGUUUUUGGGCAAGACGGCGAUCUUUGCUACCGUUAUGUUUGUCUGCUUUGUCAGACAGUUGAGCGAUUUGGACAACUUGAAGGUCUUGGCGGACGAGGCGACGUUUUAUGAUAAGCAGUGGCAGCAAUCGUGGGAAGGCGUGGAAAGACCAUCCGAGAAGAAGGAUUAA
Bathycoccus prasinos is the source of this 696-nucleotide messenger RNA. RefSeq lists its product with no specific name. Lineage: Eukaryota; Viridiplantae; Chlorophyta; Mamiellophyceae; Mamiellales; Bathycoccaceae. The record is from RefSeq and is a predicted model, not a curated record. The transcript is spliced from 2 exons. Bases 1 to 696 code for a protein of 231 amino acids.